AUGCCGCAGUCAGAAGUAGCAAGUCAACUGUUCAAUGUGGACGAUCCAUCGAAUUUUAUGAUUCUCCUUCAUUUCACUUCAGAUAAUGAAUUUGAUGAGGUGGAAUUGUUUGUGACGAGGUACAAACCUGAGAGGCUAGAUGCUCUUUGUAAGACCACCAAAUUUACUAGAAAAGAGAUUAGGCUCAUCUAUCAAGGGUUCAAACAGGAAUGUCCUUCAGGAGUUGUAACAGAGGAAACUUUCAAAGAUAUUUUUGGUCAGUUUUUCCCACAAGGAGAUUCCAAUCAAUAUGCUCACUACGUCUUCAAAUCACUUAAACAAGCUCACGGAGGAACAGUCAACUUCGAGCAAUUUUUGAAAAUGCUGUCGAUUCUUUCGAGAGGGAAUGUACCUGAAAAACUUGAGUGGGUGUUCAACUUGUAUGACAUCAACGGAGACGGAUACAUUACGAAGCAAGAGAUGCUGAACAUAGUGAGUGCCAUUUAUGAUAUGCUAGGACACUACACAGAUCCUGCAGUCACGGAACAUUCGGCGAAGGAACACGUCGACAAAAUAUUCCAUUUAAUUGACCUGAACAAAGAUGGAGUAAUUACACUGGACGAAUUCAUGGAUUGGUGCCAGAAAGAUGAGUUAAGGACGAGAAGUUUGUUCAUGUUGGAUACCAUUUUGUGACCCUGAACCAGUGUGGGCGACACCAAUGAUCCUUAGGAGAGAUGAUUUCAUUUCUGAAAGCUCAUUCUUUUAACAAGUUUCAGUCCUAUUAAGUGUGUACAAAGUCUUAGGAUUAACCUUUAACCAUGGUUUGAGGAAUACGCAUCUACAUACUGUUGAAAUACGAGAUAUAUAUCAUCAGAAAAGAAUUGCUUAGCAAUUGUAAAAUUCUGUUGUCAAAUAUUUUGCUUUCUUUUAAGUUUUUAAAAAAACGUCAAUUACAGAAAUUCAAAAUUCUACAAAAAGCAACAAUGGAAAAGUAUGCAGAAUUGCACACUUCCUUCAUUUGCAGUUUUUCCUUCAAAACGUAGAAAACUCUCACAAAAACUUAACAGUUCUUUUCAAUA
Molecule: messenger RNA, 1058 nt
Organism: Parasteatoda tepidariorum (common house spider)
Lineage: Eukaryota; Metazoa; Arthropoda; Arachnida; Araneae; Theridiidae
Source: RefSeq, a predicted model, not a curated record